AGCUAAUACUAUAAUGACAUACUUAUUUUCGUUUUGAAAGCCAUAGCAUCAACAUAAAGAGGAAUUAAUAAAAAAUGUCGCCUGCCGACGUAGAGAGUGCAUCACCAAAUAAUACAGAAUUCGAAGAUGACUCCAUGCGAAGAAAAUUCAUCAAGAAAGUUUACAUGAUAUUGGCCGCUCAGUUAUUGCUCACUCUUGGACUUGUCAGUUUCUUUGUGACCUCCGAUGCAUUUCUUGACUAUGUCGAAGAGAAUCCCUUUUUACUCUUGGUGGCUAUGGUGGUCCUAUUUGUAACCAUGAUAAUAUUGGCCUGCUGUUCUAUCGUUCGGCGAAAGGCGCCUAUGAACUAUAUGUGUUUGGCCAUCUUUACUUUCGCCCAAUCCUUUCUGCUGGGCGUUGUCGGUGCACGAUAUGAUGCCAGGUCCAUUCUACUAACGGUGGCAUUGACUGCACUUAUUUGUAUUGUUCUCUCACUGUACGCCAUGCAGACCAAAGUUGAUUUUACCAUGAUGGGAGGUUUCCUUUUGGUUUGCCUCAUAGUCGGUUUGGUCUUUGGCAUUCUGAUGAUAUUCUUCUAUAGUGAUGUAAUGAUGAUGAUCUAUUGUUCCUUGGGUGUGGUUCUGUAUUCGAUAUUUUUGAUUUACGAUACCCAACUGAUGGUGGGUGGCAACCACGCGUAUUCUAUUAGUCCGGAUGAGCAUAUAUUUGCUGCUCUAAAUCUUUACGUGGAUAUUAUACAAAUCUUUCUGUGUCUGCUUCAUUUAACGGGUAGUGAUAAUUAAAAGGGAGAGAGAUGUAUGAAGGAGUUGAAUGUAAAAAUGUACAUAUUUCAUAAAAUUAUUAUUUUAUUUAGUCCAAGGACUGUUUAUAAAUCAAUUUCAAUUAUUUA
This is a messenger RNA of Stomoxys calcitrans (stable fly), 889 nucleotides long. Its product is annotated as protein lifeguard 1-like. The record is from RefSeq and is a predicted model, not a curated record. The transcript has 2 exons. The coding region runs from base 75 to 782 and encodes 235 amino acids. Gene Ontology annotation, cellular component: membrane. NCBI's taxonomy places the organism in Eukaryota, Metazoa, Arthropoda, Insecta, Diptera, Muscidae.